This is a messenger RNA of Ascochyta rabiei, 2067 nucleotides long. RefSeq lists its product as uncharacterized. Lineage: Eukaryota; Fungi; Ascomycota; Dothideomycetes; Pleosporales; Didymellaceae. Gene Ontology annotation, biological process: DNA-templated transcription; regulation of DNA-templated transcription. The coding region runs from base 1 to 2067 and encodes 688 amino acids. The record is from RefSeq and is a predicted model, not a curated record. The transcript is spliced from 3 exons. Gene Ontology annotation, molecular function: DNA-binding transcription factor activity, RNA polymerase II-specific; zinc ion binding; DNA binding.
AUGUCGCAGCCCCAAAAACGACCGAGUGAGGACGUCGAUCAUGAAGACGGGAAGCGUCCCAACCCCCAGCGCACCCCCAGGAUCCGAGCCUGCGCGGAGUGUAAGAGGCACAAGAUUAAGUGCGACCCAGUUGAUGGGGAAGCCAAAUGCGCCAAAUGCCUGCGCAGCGGUACGGAAUGCGUGCCGUACAACAUGAACCAACGUCUUUUGGACGAAGACGCCUCAUGGAAAGCGAAUGCAGCCAUGGAGAUUGCACAGUUGCGCGCUGCAGUUUCAACACUCUUACGACUCAAUAAGCUCCCGGAGCUGGACCACAUCAAAGACCUGCCAGAAUCAUCACCAGAGCCGCGGAGGCAAUCGGAAUCCAUCAUGAAAGUAAGCCCUGGACAUAUCGUUAACGAAAACGGCACUGCGAUGGUUGUCCCACCUAUUGCCAUGGACAUGACGAGGGAGAACUCUGUGGAGCGUGAUUCAGUUGAAGACACCGACCUCGUUACAGCCCCAAUGCGAAGCCUCUACGAUCUGACGCGGAUUCGCAACCUUCGCAGUAACGUCAAAUUCAGACCCGGUCGAAAUCCAGAGCUUGAAGAUUUUAUCGCCCAAGGCGUAAUAUCAUUACCGGAAGCCGAGGAUCUCUUUAGGCACUACUUCCAGGGUCUUCGAUUUUAUCUGUGGGGUGGCGUGCUGUGCCCCUACGACUCUUUGGAUACUGUUCGCCGACGCUCUUCAUUACUUACGGCUGUUGUUCUCACAAUCGCAGCGCUUCAUACGCCAGGUCGAGAUGAAGCGCUGGAGAAAUGCUACGGCGUUUUUGUGUCCGGUGCGUAUAGCGCUUGCUUGUCGAGGGUCCAAAAUCUGGACGACAUCCGCGCACUACUACUUGCAGCCUUCUAUUUGUCCAACCUCAGCUGGAAACUCUCGGGCGCAGCUGUUCGAAACGCUACGGAGAUGAACCUGCACCAAUCGUUCCACAAGCUGAUGCGAGGCCACGAGGACCACAGAGAUAAGGUCCGCCUGUGGUAUGUGCUGUAUGUUUGCGAGCAUCAGCUUAGCAUUGCAUACGGGCGGCCACCCAUUAUCCAUGAAGACAUCGCAAUUAAGAACAUUGAACAGUUUCUCGACAGCCCCGAGACCAAACCAGGCGAUAUCAGAUUGGGCGCGCAGGUCACUCUUUUCAAGAUCCUUACUGAAGCAUACAUCGCAUACGGAAGCGAUCCAGAGCAGCCCCUCACCGAGCCCGACUUCCAACGAUUGCGCAUGUUCAACUUUGCUAUUGAACAAUGGAGGCUAGCAUGGCAAGCGAGGUCGGUCGACAGUCAGCUCAUUGGAUCAUAUCCAUCCAAGGGUGUCGUGCUGUAUUACCAUUUUGCUCGUUUCCAGUUAAACUCUCUAGCGCUCCGCGGGCUACCACCACCAAGUGCUGUCACAUCGGAGACGCUUUCCUACGACCGGCGCGAAGCCGCUAACAUCGCAAUUACCGCGGCAACAAGUACACUCACACUCAUUUUCGAAGAACCUGAUCUUCGAAGAGCCAUGUCUGCGGUUCCCAUCUUUACGCACACUAUGAUAGCAUUUUGCGCAACAUUCUUACUCAAAAUGGCAAAGACUUGGGGAAGUGCCGCCCAAGUACGAUCGCCAGAGUCAGCAGGCGAACCAAUAGGCCUUGGUCUCAAUUUCAACACAGCUCAAGUGGUUUCUCUUGCAAGGAGGUCGGCGACGUUCCUCGCCAAAGUUGCUGAGAACCUAAGCGAAAAGCAUCUUACCAGACACAUCGUGCACGGUGUUAACCUUCUUCUCAAGCAGCUAGAUAUGAUGGGAACACCCUCAAGCUCGGUAGAUCACGCUUUUCCUGCCUACAAUGUGCCGCAAGGGCAGCAGGGCCACGGGCACGGAUACGACCCCAACCAACCGAACGGCAUUGCGGCAGUUGACUUUGGCCAUGGGGACAUAGAAAACUCUUAUAACAUGUAUGAUUUGAUUGGAUCAUAUGGCUUUGGGAUGGAUGAAGCAUUCCUGGGUCAAGUGGCUUCGACAGAUCUUGACUUUUGGCAAACCGAUAACUUCUGA